This is a messenger RNA of Nicotiana tabacum (common tobacco), 2334 nucleotides long. Its product is annotated as pentatricopeptide repeat-containing protein At2g40240, mitochondrial-like. The record is from RefSeq and is a predicted model, not a curated record. NCBI's taxonomy places the organism in Eukaryota, Viridiplantae, Streptophyta, Magnoliopsida, Solanales, Solanaceae. Gene Ontology annotation, molecular function: protein binding.
UGCUUAGGUAAGUAUUGCCCAGUAUGAAAUAAUAAAUCUUGGCGACCCGCAAGAUUUUACUCCUACGGAUCACCAUAAGAUCAGAUUUUGGAGGUGGAGUUUAUUUUCUCGAAAUUUUCGAAAAAUCCUGUUUAUAAUCACCCUAUUUUUCUUACCAUGAAUCGGUAGGUUGAAAAUUCUGAAAGGUAAGAUAGGAAUUCUUUGAUCCUUCCCAAGUGGAAAAUAGUAAAUGGGCUCCAGUUCACGGACAUGGAAUGUGGCGUCCUGUCUUUCCUAAAUGGCCCAAAUAACUCAGUCAAACUCAAAUGGCAAUGGUUCUACAACCCGUAUCCCCUCCAUCCAUGACUGAUAAUUCCCCAUUGAAACAGAAACCCUAGAAAUGCUAGCACUUCGCAAGCUCUCCUCAAGCUCAAAAUCAUCUAGCUUUCUCUGUUCCUUCGCUAUCCAAAGCUCAAUCUGCAGCUCCGCCACGAUACCCGACGUUCCCAGUUGCACUUACUACGACGCGCGCAUCAACGAGGCUGGCCGGCAAGGAGAUUUCGCCACUGUCCACCACCUCCUCAACAAGCGCGUGACCGAUGGCUUCUUCAACACCAUCAAUACCUUCAAGUUCGUUUCUACAACUAACCUCUCCAUACUCGACGAUCUAUUGGAUACGAUAGCUCGCUUAGACAAUGGUUACCCAAAAAAGUGCUCCUACGACUGUCUCAUCGCGCGUCUCUCGAAGAUGCACUGCAUUUCGGAGGCCACGCGUGUUGCCGAAACCAUGGUGAGUAAAAGGCACGGAGUGAACAAUGUCACGUUUCAUCCCAUAAUCAACGCGCUCACGAAGAAGGAGGAAUUCCACGAAGCGUGGCGCGUGAUGGAAGUGAUGAGAUCUAACGGUAUCGCACCCGAUUUGACGGCGUAUAAUUUUCUGCUGACUGGUUAUUGUUUCACCGGAGAUGUGGUAUCGGCUGCCGGAGUUCUAGCGAAGAUGGAGGAGGAAGAGCUCGGGGCGGAUACGAGGACGUACGACGCACUGGUUUUAGGCACGUGUAGAGUUGGGAAAUUGGAUGCGGCUUUGGCAGUGUUGAGGAGGAUGGUAGAUGAUGGAGUUUCGCCAUUGUAUUGCACACACGCCCACAUUAUCGGCGCGUUGCUGAAGUACCAGUUUUAUGAACAAGCAGCAGAGUUUGUUAGAAGCUAUGCAGGGAGAGACGUGAAAUUGGAUUCGGAGAAUUUUGGAAUACUGGCGACCAGGUUGAUCACCAGAGGUAAAUUCGAGGAAGCUAAGGAACUGGUGAAAGAGAUGACUGAAAGGAGAUUGGCAUUGGGUCCUAGAUUGAAGGAUUUCUAUGAAUUGCAUGUUAGAUCAUGAGAUAUUGAGAUAAUUAUUACUUAAUAUGAAUGCAGCAUUUUUGAAAUAUAUAGACUUGGUUUUGUUGCGUUGUUAGCAAAGAAAAAAAUUCUUGAAGUAUUCAUUAUAUGAUGUAUACGGAUUAUGAAUUUGAUCCAUCAUAAUGGAACGUUGAUUUGAUACAAUUAGUUGUAAAGAUAAAUAAAAGAGCUGAAAUAUUUAUGCUGUGCAGUUACCCUUUUCAUCCAGAUUCUAAUGCUGGAUUGAUUUGUUCAAGUUUUAGGGGAACGGACCAUGUUGCUUUCAAGUUUUAAAGAUCAAUGUGGCUACAAACACAUCCAGAUGAUUAAGGAGAUAAAAUUAAUCAAUUGAUCCAUGAAGAACAUGGUUGGUGUUAAACAAUAAUAUAUCUUUUCCUUCAUGUUUUCUUCAAGGACCUAUACUGUUUAUAAAAAAAGUACCUCAAGGGAAUGCUAAAAGCAUAAAAUGGCGUACACGGAUUGCUCUGGCUAGUUCGAUUAAGAAGAUAAAUGAGAAGAUCAGUGAGAAUGUCUUGAGAACUUGAAGCAGCAGCAGCAGCAGCUAAUAGAGUUGGUAAAGGGCAGUAUCUACUCAAAGGAUGUUUUGGAUGAUCUAUCAUACGUUGAAAGAUGGAAACGUCCAUCCACACACCCUGCUCUUACCGCAGGUCAUUGCAUGCUGGCAAAGAAUUGACAACAUGGUUUCAUCUCUGAGAAAAAGAAUUGAUGAUGUAAGCCCGGCUGCAAUUGUAUCCCUCUGCUCACUUUGGUUGCAUUUUUAGGUAAUUAGGUCUUCAAGUUUUCUUAUUUACCUAAUGAUUUGCAGCUAAUGAUGUUAGUAUUGCUAUAUACUUUCCAUUUUGAAAAAGAAAAAAUGUUGCUAUACACUUGGAGUUUAUUUGCUUAUUUUUUAGAAAGUUGUACUUAUGAGCAGCUGUUGCAUCUUGAAUGACAGACGGUGAAGUUCACUGCUGA